AUGGGUUGCUACGAAGUGAUUCCGCACCAAAAGGCCAGCUCGGAAGCGAACAAUGCAUACUGGAGCCGAGUGCUCGUAAUUCCAUCCAGAUGCCGUCAAAUUAAUCGACUGUGGCUGGAGAAGAUGCUUGUUUUAAUCGAAGGCAUGCAGAUCUUCGCGUUAAUGUGGCAAAUAUCGCUGCCACGGCCGUGGCCUGCUCGCUGGCUGGAAGUCGCGCGCUGGGCAAAUGCAUUUAAUCUAGAUUUAUUUAGCUUCUUAGCCACAGGCGCUUCCAUGGACUCUGUUUCGGAGUCUAUUUCGUUAUGGGGAGAGAUGUCUCAUUAUUCGCUAUAUGCUCUCGCUUGGGGACUUGUACCAUGGAUUGGCAUAGCUGUCCUUGAAAUCGCUACGAUUAUGUGGAAGAAACAGGGCUGUAACAACUUUUUGCUGCUUAGUGUCAAAGGGAAGAACGUGCUGUUGCACAUCAUACAGCUUUUAUAUCUACCUGUGGGAUUGGCUGUAUUGCGACUUUUGAAUUGUAAUUCUGAUGGAAGGUUAUCAGUAGACCCAACUGGCAUGCGUUGUGGUCAUUUGGGGCAUGUUAUAAUAGUUCUCGUUGUUACUUGUGGCCUGGGCGGGAGUAUUCUGGUUGGACUUCCGUUGGUUUUAUGCCGUCGUAUUCGAGAGUCCAUAAUUUACUCAGAUGCAACAGAGCACGAACGUUUUGUGCAGGAAAAAGAGCUUGAGUUUAUUCUUGGCACGUCCAACUCGUAUCUGGAGCUGUAUUUUCCUCUGUUCGCGUCCUAUCAUCGAAGUUCCGUGAACAUUCCGGUGCAGAUAUGUAUGCUGAAAUUACUCCUGUUACUAACAUUUUCGUCGUUGCGGUCGUUGCCAUCGACAACAAAUCAGGGGAUGCAGGGGUCAAUAAUUUUUCUUCUUUUGGUCUGUAUGGCAGUUUUUAGAACGUGGAGAAAUCCCUAUCGCUGUGUAUCCACGACUUACUUUGCCAGGCUCAUCGACUGGAUGCUUGUGGCUAAUGGCAUUAUUGUGCUGCUCUGUGCAAAUGAAGUUCGAAGUGCCUUCACUGUGUCAACAUCUGUGACUUUUUCGUUGACGUUUAUCAAUGUAUGCUUUUUAAGCAUUAUUUGCUUAAAAGAGUUACGUGAAAUUGCGCUACUUCACUUAUAUCCAAAGUCUACUAAGAUUAAAGGGAUGUGCUGGCCAACAAACGACUGGAUGGAGGAAAUAGUCAAUUUUGGACCAAAAGUAGAAUUGUGGGUGAAAUCUAUUCAUAAUGCACAGAGUACUGUUCUCGCAUCGCUACUUUUGACUCCGGCGAUGCGUUCUUGUGAAGAAAUUAAAAGUGCGCUUGAUCGAGUCCGGCUCUGCUACGAAGAAGCUGCAAGCUUUGAACAUUUGCUGACGGGUCAACUCUACGAAGUGUACCUUAACGUUCAUGAGCUUUACGUCGAGGCGGUAGCUUCAAGUCCCUUUCAUCGAAGUGGCUUUCCAGUGGAAGCUUUGAAAAACCUAACGGGUGUCUUGAAACGACGACAUGAUCGGCAGCUGCUCCUAUCAGCUCGAACUCAACGCGUGCUGAAAAAGAUACAUAUUUCUAGAAGCUGGUCCCGACGGUCAAAGACGAAUACACUUGGAAAAGAUGAAAGUGGUCGAGUACGCACAGUAGUCUGUAUCAAAAGUUUUCUGGAUGCCGAACGUACACGUCAUCAGACAUUUUGUAUGACAUCAGCAAGAGAUUGGAAAGCUGUGAAUUCUGUUUUAUGGCUGAAAGGUUCCGACGAAAGCGACUCAAAAUUUCUUGUCUCCGUUCUAGCAUGGAGCAAGUCGCUUGGCAUGGUGAGAUGGUGCGAUGUUCAAGCAGCCCCCUCAAUAGAAGGACAUCACGAAGAUUUUUUUUCACUUAAAACAGCAAGGCAAAGUGGAAUUCAAGGUGAGUUACUAUCUAUUGGGGAGGCAGACAGCGCUUUGGCUGUGUUGCAAUCUUUGUCCAGCUCCACUACGGACUCAAAUUCUCACUUGAACCCUGAACAAAGUGCAUGA
Messenger RNA from Plasmopara halstedii, 2040 nucleotides. RefSeq lists its product as hypothetical. NCBI's taxonomy places the organism in Eukaryota, Oomycota, Peronosporomycetes, Peronosporales, Peronosporaceae. The transcript is spliced from 3 exons. The coding region runs from base 1 to 2040 and encodes 679 amino acids. The record is from RefSeq and is a predicted model, not a curated record.